AUGACACUUCUUCUAGGAAAUCAAAACUGUUUGGAUUGUUUGCGCAAGGAUAUCACAGAUGUACAAGGGAUAAUCAUAGAUGUGUUUUCACGAGUUGGUGCAGUUCGCUAUCCAUCAUGGAAGUUUCCAGAUAAAACAUCAUGUGAUUUGGACCUUGUUACUUUGCUGAAACGUUUUGAUUAUGUAGAAGAUGACCCAGAGUAUACACAACAUUCUCAUAUUGUGUUGUUUGAAUUGGUGAUUGACAGGUAA
Carcharodon carcharias (great white shark) is the source of this 252-nucleotide messenger RNA. Its product is annotated as coiled-coil domain-containing protein 157-like. Lineage: Eukaryota; Metazoa; Chordata; Chondrichthyes; Lamniformes; Lamnidae. The transcript has a single exon. Bases 1 to 252 code for a protein of 83 amino acids. The record is from RefSeq and is a predicted model, not a curated record.